Messenger RNA from Lingula anatina, 932 nucleotides. Its product is annotated as beta-microseminoprotein. Lineage: Eukaryota; Metazoa; Brachiopoda; Lingulata; Lingulida; Lingulidae. The record is from RefSeq and is a predicted model, not a curated record.
GAAUUUUAUCUGCACAGAGCGUCCGUGUUCUUGGUCUCCAAACAAGUGAGUCUUCAGCUCUCAUUCGCAUAGUGAACGUGUUGAAGUUUUUUUAGGAAGCACUUGUGAGUCUUCAAGGUUUUCAAAUCGAAUUCCAAAAAUAUAAUUUUCAACAUUUGUUCAUCUAUUUUGUGCGCAAUCGGAUUUCGGUCAAAAAUGAAUGUGUGGCUUUUUUCGCUCCUGUUUGCCUGUUUCUACAUUAGAGGGUUUGAGAGUUUCUGUUAUACCAGUAUGCCCGUCUGGAAAAUGUCAGACUUUGGGACCGGCAUUACUUACUGCAAGCAUAAAGACCUGCUGCUGCGUCCCGGCAGCGUGCUUAAAACAGCGGACUGCAUGCGCUGUACAUGCACAGAGAAUGGAAUGAGUUGUUGUGGCGAAGGACUAAAGGCAGGGACCUUUGGGCUGCCGCCGAAGUGCAAGAUGGUAGAAGACAACUGUAAGGCUUAUGCAGUUCUAAAAGAGAACGAGAGGAUGGAUUGUUUUACCAAGAAACCGGUGGAAUUUGGAAACUAAAUGCAGUUAUAAAACAUAUAAAAACAUAGAAUGAUCAAAACAUUGGGCUUUUAACUAUUUUCCGAUGUUUUUUCUCAAUAUUUGUGAAAAACGUUGCAUUUAGACAGUGAAUUGAAUUAAAUCUUAAAACAAAUUCUUCUGAAGGAGCAAAGUGUAUGACAAAAGUUUUAAUUGUUGUCAGAAUUUAUUUCUUUAUUUUUUGGUAUUUUUCUCAGACCUAUUAGAACUGAGUAUCACAGAACCGCUCUCUCAGGUUGCAAGGCUUGCAUAUUGAUUAUAUCUGUCUAUCUUACAUUAUGAACAUGUGACCACAUGCGUAGGAAAGUAAAAAACACGUUUUUCCAGAACGAAAUUGAAAAUUAAUAAAACAAUGACUUUAA